Molecule: messenger RNA, 1782 nt
Organism: Paramecium sonneborni
Lineage: Eukaryota; Ciliophora; Oligohymenophorea; Peniculida; Parameciidae
Source: the annotation of a GenBank genome assembly
AUGAUUAAUGCCAAUGAUAACUUAGAAGAUGAAUUCGAUGGACUUACCAUAGAGAAACUAUCAGGAAUUAAGAGAUCCAUAUUAUAAUCUAGAGAUGUUCAUGAUUGGUUUAAGAAAAGGUUAAUUUAUUGAUUGUAAUAUCAGAUAUAAUGAUAAAGUCAAAAAAAAAUAUUUGUAUUUCCCAGAAGAAAUCAAACAAUAAUUGGAGGUUAAAAAAAUCUUCUAAAAUUUUGACUAAAAUAAAUCAAGUAUGGAAGUUAAAUUUAAUUUAGACAAUUUGGAUAUGAGUGAAUUAUACGAGAUGUUUUAAAAAAAUGGCUUCAAAAUAACUGAAGAACAAUUGCAAAAGUUUUUCAAAAUUGUUGAUAAAGAUAGAGAUAGUAAUUGAUAAAUGUAAUCAAAGAUGCUUUAAAUUGGAGUGAAUUCAAAAAUUCAGCCUUUAACGAACAGGCAGCACAAGGUAUGCAUUAUCAUUUAUAUUUUUAGUCUUCUACGAAAUUAUGAAAGAACUAAGAGAGAAUAUGGAAAAAGAAUAAAAAUUAGACAGUUCUUCACCAGCUGGAAAAUACAUGCCCUUCACUUUUAAUAAUAUGAUCUCUUAUUUAAGCUAUUUAGCAAGUCGUGAUGAAUUAAAAAAAUCUAUUGAUGUAUAUAUAAUCUUGUUAUUUUAGGAUAAUUCCAUUUCUCAAUUGGAAAAGUUUAAAAAGUAUAUGGAAAUUAUUAAUCUAAAUUCCACAAUUAAUGUUUAAAAAAGAAAUCAAUCCACUCCUGAGGUGGAUAUCAUUCAUGAAGAAGUUGGAGAAAGUCAAAAUUUAGAUUAAGAGUAAGAAUUUGUUAAAAGAAAUGAAUAAAGAUUUAACUUAUACAAAAACUCAUGUAAAUUAAAUCACCUUAACAUAGUUUAUAAUUCUUAGAGUGCUUCAAAGAGUCCUAAAUCUUAAAAAUAACCUAAUAUCAUUUAAAGGGAAUAAUAAUUGAAAGUUCCCAAAAAAUUAAGAGAAAUUGAUGCUAUUGUAAGAUCGCACCAAGUACCUGAAACUUAAAGUUUAUUUAAAUUAAAAGAAAAAACUAAUAAUUCUAUCAUUAAAUUAAAGCAAGACGUAUCUAAAUAUAUACAUUUAGCUAAAACUUAAUAUAAUAUUAAUGUAGAGGAAUUAUAAAUAGUAAAUACUCCUUAUUAUUGUUAUAGUAAAGCACAAAAAGUAAACCACCACUUACUUUGAAAAUCAGGAAUUUCGAAGAAGACUUUAAAAAUGCAUUGGCAGCUCAUUAAAUGUCAUAUAGUAAUUCUGAACCUUAUUUUAAAUUUAAUGGAUCUUCAGUUUAGGAACCUCAAUUACCUAUUCUCGAAGAAAAAUCAAAAACAAUAACAAAUCCAAUAUUACCUGGAGAUCAUUUACCAAUAUCUGUUUUAUAAGAAUUAAGAAAAUUUUAAAGAACAUAACAAAAUUCCUUUAACUCCAAUACUUUUAAAUCCUUAUUUAAAACUCAAAGUGAUGUAAUAUUUAUAAAUAAAUGCAUUAGUUUACAAAGACAGCUAUCAGCUAAAAAUCUAGAUCUUAAGGAAGAUUCAUGAACAUUUAAAAUCAUGAGAAAUUUUAAUUUAGUGUUCCAUAAACAGCUAAACCAAAUUAACUGAGAAGUUAAUUAUCAACUGCUCCCUAAUUAAGAGUUGGGACAAAUUAUGGAAUGAAAGUAAUUUAAAUCUUAUAUAUUCUAAAUUAGAAUCUUUAAAAAGUUGAGAUUUAACCUUUACUAGGAAAAUCACUGAUAAAAUAAUGA